GGCACAUGUCUGACGCAACGCAGUCCCGUGUUUACGUCUCGGGAGAGAGAGGUAGCCAUGGACUCCUCCUUAUAAUUCCUCAAAUAUCUCCCUCGGUUGUAGUAGAUGGUCGACUCCGCGCGGUUGUGGAUGAAGAGCGGUUCCCAGUGAUCCAUUCUAACAUUUAGCAGCAGUGUGAAUUCCUCUGCGUCGCGGGGAGGAACGGACCAACCCACCUCCCUUCGCUCUCUGCUUCGUCGGCGUUCGUGUAAGGGGGAAGAGAGAAAGAGAGAAGAGAGAGAGAGAGAGAACGAAGUUACCACUAUGAAAGCGAGAUCGAGGCACCGGGCGGCGUGGAACAGGUGAACUGGCCUAAUUACCGUCAGUCGCCGGUGAGCGCUUGUCUGGGUAGCACAGGGUCGUCACUCUCUCCCCCUCCUUCCUCCCUCCUUCUUCUCACACAGCUGUUUAUUUAUUGCGAGUGCUUUGGCGUGAGAUAAAUUAAGGGAAAAACAAUAGAAACAAUAGAAAACUUGAAAGGAUAAAGAGGAGAGAAGACGCAAGGUAGAAGGAAAAGAAGAAACGGACGAUUUUUUACAUUUUGGAUUCUCUUCGGUGGCAUGUGUGCAUGAAUUCGUCCCGUCGGGAUUCUAUGGAGAAAACUUUGGAUGAAUCGAAAUUCUGAGACGCUGGAUAUAAAGGAAAAUAAAUCAAGAUGUGUUCGGCGGAUUUCGGGAUGUUAGACCUCCUGUUCGACAAGGAUGAUCCUGCUGUCAAAGGCAUGGAUGGCUUCAGAAACACGAUGUUCAGCAGCACAGACAAGUUAUCCGACUGUUCGGAUAUCAAGGAGGAGGUGCUGGAGUCGGGCACGAUUGACUGGAAAAUG
Penaeus vannamei (Pacific white shrimp) is the source of this 865-nucleotide messenger RNA. The record is from RefSeq and is a predicted model, not a curated record. NCBI's taxonomy places the organism in Eukaryota, Metazoa, Arthropoda, Malacostraca, Decapoda, Penaeidae.